AAAAGAGCGAUAAUUGUUAUUGUUAGCUUGUUAGCUAGCAGACGAACUCAAGAAUGGAGAUAUGACAGAGUAAUAACGUCUUAUUACAUGUGCACGAUUAAGUUAUUACAAACGUAAAGUGAUGGAGGACGGAAACAGGACUGAUGCUGCUUCCACAUCCAAGAGCUCACUCCACCUGCAGACUCCUAAAAACGAGGAUGCUUAUGAAAUUGCCAUCCCCUAUGAAGAGAACAACUUUGAGCAGCAAGGCUUUUUCAACCAGAGUGAUCAGAAUUUUGAUGAGUCACCCCCAUCUGCUGGCCCAUCCCCAGUCAACAACUCAUACAUGGUGAUCACCAACCUGCGGACCCAGCUCCAAAUCUCUCUGGAGAAAAACUCUUGGCUGCAGAAAAGAAUUGAGGACUUGGAAGAGGAGAGGGACUUCCUCCGUUGCCAGCUGGACCGCUUCAUCUUUUCCACAAAGAGCCAGGGACAGGAGCAGAGUCAGAGCCAGUAUAGUAAUGGUUAUGAAUCUAGACGUUUCAACUGGAGAGCAAGACGAGAGGAAGAACGUCCCUCUGAGCAACAGAAGACGGACUCACAGCAUUUCCCCUCACGUUCGUUUAUCCAGCGAAGGCCUGGUCCUCCAACCAUGGUGGCUUCCAAAAACCAUGUCUCCAGUCCACUAACCAAUCAACUUGCCUCUAUUAAUGCUUUGUUCAACUCAACACAGUCACAGGCCCUCUUGCAAGGCCAUAGCCAUAGUACUUCCAGUACCACAGCCAGUGGCAGCAGCAGCAACAACAACAGUGUUACAAGGUCAUCCAUGAAUGAAAUGAGUGGGCAUAGCAACGUGGGUCCAGAUUCGCUUUCACUCUUGGGAGAAUCUGAUGAGUACUUGGAGCAGGACGGCUACCUUGAGGAGGAGGAAAUGAUAUCGGGGGAAGAUGUAAUGUCAGAUACCAUUAACAGCAACAGACACCAGUUAAAGAGAAGGCGGGUUUUUCGAGCCCCUAGAGAGCGGCAGAGAGUGAAAGAUGCUGCUGGAGUGCUGUUUCGUUACAAGAAGAUCCUGCUUACAUACCAGCGUUUGAAAAAUAUGUCUAAAGCCUUCCAAAUCCAUGGUGUGGACCGCAACACAGUGGCUUCCACCACACCCAUUGCUGAGCUGCUACUAGUAGCCCCAGAGAAGGUGGCAGAGGUGGGCGAGUUUGACCCAUCCAAGGAAAAGCUGCUGGACUAUGCCCGGCGCUGCUACACUGCCCUGGAUGAGGAGACACUCAGCAGGGUGCAGGCCCUAAAAAAGAAUAACCUGCUUCUGCCCAUCUCCUACAGGUUCAGACACUGAGAGGAGAAAGACAGAGGAAUGGGAAAUGUCUCUGGACAACAGUGGAGUUGGUGGUUAAGUGAGGAGAGAAGAGACAGUUGGGUUCUUCUGCAGCAGGCCAGCUCACCUCUGAGGCAGAGAGAAAGUCCAGAGGCAUGAGCAAUUAUUUUGCUAUCUCAGUGUCUUGGAUAUGGCCAUGUAAACUGUGGUUGAGAUCCUCAGACACAUAAACUUUUCACAUCUCACUUUUAUUAUCAAUAUGUUGUACAGGAAUGUCAGUUUGUCUGACAAAUCCUCACCAUCAUUCCAGCAAUUUUGAAGAUGUGGGAGUGCCUGCUGCAGCUAGAGAGGGAUAUAAACAUGGUUCCUAUUGCUGAAAGAGCAAAAUGGUAUGUCUGUGUGAUUCAUGAAUGUGUGUUUACUACUAGGAUUAUAGAGGUGAUUGAUUGUCUUCAAUCCUUUAAUGAGUGUAACAAACUUAGCACAUUCAUGUUGAGAGACACACAGACAUUCUUUCCUUUGCUUCUGGAUCAGCUUGAGGCCAGUAGUUCAGUAAGUGAUCAUCUAGAUCAUGUCAGUUCCUGACAGUCUAAAUGACUUAAAAACAGAAGCAGUACUAUCACUUUAUUGUUGUGCAAUUUGACACAAACCUAAACAUUUCAUAGUUUUCAAUCACAAUGCCUGUGAAUGGUUAAAUUAUGCUGCCAUCCAUAGAUUUUGUAGAAUUAUGCCAUACUUUUAAGGAAAACAAUCUUUGUUUAUUUCGCUCGGGGGGCUUUGUUGUAUUGUUUUUGCCAUUGUCAUUGUACCCUUAUCUAUUAUCACUUGCCUUAAUGCAAUUUAUGUGAUUUCUUUGUGUUAGACAUGCAAUAGUUCUCCCUGAACAUCCACUGAAGAAGAAUUAUGGAGUCAUUUUGGGUUCUCUUUUCCAUUUCUCCUGGUUUAAAGGAGGAGACAGUUGACUAUAGUCAGGACUAGUCCAACAUUAUGUUGUGUAAAUGCAUUUCUGGCAGUAACACACAUCUAGCAACAAGAGCCACUUCUUAAUUAGAUAUCAAAGACAGACACAAAUAUGCUGGUGAUAUUGUAUGUGUUUGAUUCAUAAUAAAAACACAUGAUGAUCUUGGGCCCACUUUUAACAGCAGUACAGCUGCAUUACUCUGUUGUUCCACUAAGGGUUGUACCAACCUUUUUUGUAAAUUAUCUGCACUAAAAUACAGUAAAUGUCACUUCUUAUGCUUCUGGUAUUGAGGCUCUUGUAAUGCUUUGGUGACUAUAAUACCUUUUGUAAAAUACAGUACAGAGCAUUUACUAUACUAGCUGUUUGUAUAACAUUGUCUAACCUUUGGUUCUGUGUGGGAAAAUUGUGGACAUUGAUCACACAUACAAUUUUCCAGUGUGAACAGCAUCAGCAAAAGCAACUAGCUUGUGCACACAGAGGAUCAAUUAUUGCUUCCCAGUGAUCAACUACUAAUGCAUGUGAAAAGAGCGCUUUGAUGGUCUGUAGUUUAUAGAGGUCUUGUCAAAAUUCGUACUUUUCAAAGCAACAGAUAUGUGGAUUAUAUUGUAUGACAAUGUGUGGUAUACCAGUAUAUUGAAAUGAUAAGAUCUCUUACAUUAAAACAGAUUAGGUUACAGUGGAAUACAGUGACUCUUGGUUUAAAUUUUCAUAUCUCAAUAACCUUUUUCCUGACAUAGGCAGGCAGGAAACAUAGAGACAUAGACAUAGGUAUUCUAAUCUGUGCAAGUUAUGCAGUGUUCACUGUCUGAUUUUUUUUUAUGUGGCUAAAAAGCAAGCAAUCUAAGGUAAAGUGUAACCAUUAAGCAGAAUUUGCAAAAUCAUACCAGGGUGCCAUGUGUUGAAAACAAUAAUCUGUCUAAUUUUGUGUCAUAUUUAUGUAUAUUGAGUGAAACGUAUAUCUCACUGAAACAAUGCCUAUGAUUCAACACAUGUACAGUUAGAAUCAGAUGUCAUUAAGGCACUUGAUUUCUUACAAAAUAUAGACUAUAUAGAGAGUCUGUACAAGCCAACAACACCAGUCACUGAAAAAAAAGCUUAUGAUUGGGGACUUCAAGUGCUUUUUGUGCUAUGCUUUCGCAUGUCUAUGGGGAAGUGUGCAUAUAUAAAAUCAUGUGCAAAAAGUUUUUUUUUUUUUUUUUCACUUUGAAGCAUCAGAAAUUGGGCAGCUACAUUGUUCAGUAAAUGAUCUUUCAGCUAAAACAAAUGUGGCCUCAUCUUGAGCACUUUAAUUUGUAAUUUCCAGUUUCUCCAUUUAAAUCAGUGUAGUGAGAAGUCUGUUAGAAGGAAAACACUGAAUAUUGUAAGAGAUAAAGAGAUUGUGAUUUUUUUUGUUAAUUUGAUAAACCCAGUGCAAAAAAUUUUGAAUUUCAAUAAAUCUGACCCAUUGCGAUAAA
Chelmon rostratus (copperband butterflyfish) is the source of this 3721-nucleotide messenger RNA. RefSeq names its product coiled-coil domain containing 106a (gene ccdc106a). Gene Ontology annotation, cellular component: nucleoplasm. The transcript is spliced from 8 exons. Lineage: Eukaryota; Metazoa; Chordata; Actinopteri; Chaetodontiformes; Chaetodontidae. Bases 122 to 1327 code for a protein of 401 amino acids. The record is from RefSeq and is a predicted model, not a curated record.